AUCAUUAACCUGUGAACUUGCAGUUUUACUUGUAUAUACAUUUUAUUUGUUUGUUUGUUUUUGUUACCAGGUAAACCCCAAUUUGCUGAUUAUCCUAAAAAUACAAUAUUACCAGAAAAUAGUAAUAUUAUAUUACGUUGUAGUAUUAAUAAAGAAAUUACAAAACCAUUAGCAACAUUAAAUUGGUUGAUAAAUGGUGAACCAAUUGAGAAAUAUUUAAAUAGUUUACGUAAAAUUGGUCAAAAUAAUGCAUUAUAUUUAUACAAUUUAACUGUACAUGAUUCAGCUGUUUAUCAAUGUAUUCUUCAUAAUAUACAUGGUAUUAAUAUUAUCAAUGCAUAUAUUCAUAUAUGGAAUCAACCACCAGCAUUUAUUAAUGUUAUUCAUGGUAUACAAUAUAUCAUUGAAGGUCAACAAAUCAUAUUACCAUGUGAAACAUUUGGUUCACCUCAAGCUAUAAUUCAUUGGUAUCAUAAUAAUAAACAAUUAAAUACUAUUGAUCCUAUUAUGAAAGAUGAUUACAUCAUAGAAGUUAAUGGUAGUCUUCAUAUUUUUCAUGCUAAACUAUCACAUAGUGGUACAUAUAUAUGUAAAGCAUCAAAUAUAUUUGGUAUAUCUCAAUCAACAGGGAAAUUAUUCAUUAGAAAACAGACACGUAUUAUAUCUGGUCCAUUAAUUGAACAAAAUAUCAAUACAAAUACUACUUAUAAUAGCAAUAAUAGUAAUAAUAAUAAUAAUAAGAGAAUAAAUAUGAAAUAUCUUAUAGAAGGAUCUAAAAUUCAUUUAACAUGUAAAGUUGAAACAGAUCCAAUACAUGAAAAUCAAUUGAAGAUCAUAUGGAAAAAAGAUAAUUUGACUCUUCUAGAUGCUUUUGAACAUAAUGAUCGUCUUAAUGUCACAUCAUCAAAAAAUGAAAGUUUAAUAAUUAUAAACUUGAUACCAAGUGAUACUGGAAUCUAUACAUGUAUCGCUAGUACAAAAUUGGACAGUGUGAAUUCUUCCAUUCAUCUUAUAGUUCAAGGUCGUCCAAAACCUCCAAAAUCAAUAAAAUUAUUAUGUAAUUAUCAUAAUCAAUUAUCACCAUAUAUUAUGUUAACAUGGGAAUUUGAUGAAACAUAUUAUACACCAAUUGAUAAAGUAAUUAUUACUUAUAUUACUGGAUUUUAUCGACCUAUAGAAGAUUAUUCAAUAUCAAAUCAAUAUAAUCAAUCAAUCAAUAAUAAUAAUAAUAAUGAUCAUAAUCAUAAUAAUCAUAAUCAUAAUCAUCUAUAUUGGUUAAAUAAAACAACAUUAUCUAUAGCUCAAUCAAUAAUCAAUCAAUCAAUAAUAAAAAAUCAAUGGAAUAUAAUUGAUCUUAUACCAGAAAUGAAAAUUAUUGAUUAUUUAAAGCAUAAAAAUCAAUCCUUACGUCAUUAUAAUAAUACUAUUACUACUAUUACUACUACUACUAAUACUAGUACUACUUAUAAUAAUAAUAGUAAUAUAAUUGAAUUACCUAAAUUACCAUUGAAUAUAGGACGUGCUUUUAUUCAAUUAAAUUAUGAUGUAAUUUAUCAUUUUCGUAUUGAAUUAUUAAAUCAUAUUGGUAAAUCAUUACCAAGUGAUAUUAUACCAAAAUUAUCAAUUGAAUCUAAUGAAUUAUGUAUAUUACCACCAAUGCCAACAUUAAUAAAUCCAGAUUAUUUAAUAGUAUAUGGUAAUAAACCAAAUAAUUUAAUUAUACAAUGGAAGCCUUUGGAUCCUGUUCAACAUAAUGGUCCUGGUUUAAUAUAUCGUUUAACUAUUCAUUGUAUGGAUUGUAUUUAUGGUCCAUCAAAAGAUGUAUUCAAUUAUACAAUAGUUAAAAAUUGGUCUAAAGAUAGAAUAGAAUUAACGGAAUUGAUUACAUCAAAGGUAUCAGCAAAUAUGAAUGAUCCAAAUCAAUUUGAUAAAUGGAAUAUAGAAUCAUUUCGUACAUAUCAGGUUACUUUACAAGCUGAAAAUUAUUUAGGUUCAUCUAGUAUGAAACCAUUAAUAUUUACUGGUCGUUCAGGUGAAGAUAUACCACAAUUAAUACCAAUUCAAUUAAGAGUUCUUUAUAUUGGUUCAAAAAAUUUAUUACUUAGUUGGAAAAUAAUAAAAGAUUCUAAUUUUUCAUUAAAAAUUAAUGGUCUAUUUCAAGGAUUUCGAAUUGAAUGGUGUAAUGCAGAUUUAUCAAUAGAUUCAUGUGAAUUUUAUAAAAAAUUUCAGGAUUAUAUUCUUGAACAACCUCCAUCUUGGUCAUUUCCAAAUCUACGACGAAUGUCAUCGAUAACAUUUCUAGGAAAUGAAUUCAAGAAUAGAGAUAUUACUAUUACUACUACUACUACUACUACUAAUAAUAAUAAUAAUAAUGAUAAUAAUAAUCAUAAUAAUGUAAUCGAUACUAAAAGUAUACCAAUAACUAUGUCAUCUACCUUAGAACAUUUACAUACAAAUAAAAAUUCAAGUAUUCAAUAUCAAAAUGAUUAUUAUAAAGUUUAUUUAAAUCAAUUACCGGGUAAAACAAAAUUAAAAAUAUGGGUUCGUAUACUUAAUAUACAAUAUGCUGGACCAGAAAGUGAUGCAAUAAUUGUCGAAACUAAAGAAGGUGUACCAGAGAAAGUAUCUGAAUUAACUAUUACAUUUAUUGGUGUUAAUCAUAUUGAAGUAUCAUGGAUUAAGCCAAUGAUUUUAAAUGGAAACUUAAUUUCAUAUGAUUUAGAAAUAUACUUAAAUAAUUAUACUGAUAAAAUUGAAAGAAUUACAAAAAAUUCUCAAAUGAUCUCUUCUAUAACCAUUGAAGAUCCAGAACAAUGUGCAACCCGUAUAUCAGGUUUAAAAAUGAAUACUAAUUAUUCAUUAUAUAUAUGGGCUAAAACAGCUGUUGGACGUGGUGAAUCAACUUUUGUAAAUUUUCGUACAGCAACUCUUAGUCAUGAUUAUGGUUAUAUCCCUUUUACAAUCACUUCCGUCCAAGGUCAUGUGAAUGCAUUAAAUUUAACAUUGAUUACACCAUUAUCUUUAUCAAACUAUGAUUUAAAUCAAUCAGAGUUGAUUAAUGAUAGUACAGAUUCUUCUUCUGCUGCUAAUCCUACUACUUCUUCGUUUUCGUCUUCGUCUUCAUCUUCUUCUUCGACGAUUCCAUUCACAAAUGAACAAGAUACAAACAACUCUAAGAUAGAUAAUGAUGAACAAAUUGAAAAAUGGAAUCAUCAAUUCAUGUUUUAUGUACAAUUUCGUGAAUUAGGUACAGAGAUAUGGGAAGAAACACAAAGAGAAUUACAUAAUUCAUGGAUUGUAUUAAAUAAUUUACAUGAAGGUUUACAAUAUGAAAUUAGAAUAGUACAUAUUACUAAUAUUGGUCAAUCAACUGUUAGUGGUUCAAAAAUUAUACAAAUCCCAUUAAUCAAUACUCAAUCAUCAAUAAUCAAUAAUCAAUGGAGAUUAUUAUCAAAACAUAAUCAAUAUUUAAUUACUGUUAUUAUAUUAUGUUGUUUAUUUAUAUUGAUUACUUUAAUAAGUAGUAUAUGUUUAUUGAUUUAUUGGUUUAAACAAAAAUUUACUAAAAGAUUAAUAACACAUACAAAACAUAAUUAUUUAGAAACAUUUCAUUGUAAAAAACAAUCACAAUAUAAUAAUAAUAAUAUACAAUACGAAUUACCUAUUGAACAACAAUUACCACAGCAACACCAAUCACCACGGCAACAACAACAAUCUAUGGAAUCAUAUACAAAUUGGACAAUAAAUAAUAAAUUAUUACCAAAUCAUAUAGAUUAUAUAACUGAUCCUAUGAUGAUGAUGAUGACGACGAUGACAACGACGGCGACAGCGACGGCGACGGAGACGACGACCGCAAUGAAGAUGAUGAUGAUGAAUAAUAAUCAUCAUGAUACAAUAUGUCAAUUAGAUUCUUCAUGUAUAUGUCAAUCAAAUGAUAUCUAUCAUCAUCAUCAUCAUUAUCACGAUCAUGAUCAUGAUUCAUUUAUAACAACUUGUAAUUCACCAUUUAUAAAUAAUUGUAUAACAUUUUUAAAAUUACCACAAUCUCAAACUAGUUCAUUUACAGAAGAGAAUUUCUUUAAUCCAUUAAUCAAUAUUGAUACUACUAAUACUACUUUUACUACUACUAAUACUACUGAUAAUAAGAAUAAUCAACAUACAUAUAUAGGCAGUUUAUUAAGUAGAGUAUAACUAUUAGUUCUAUGUAUGUUUUAAGUAUAGUUAUGUAAUAAUACGUAUUCUUUUUUUGGGGGGGGAGAGUAGGGGGGUGUUAAAAGUACAAUAUAAUUUUAUGAUAUUUUUUGUAUAAGUAACGCAUUUAGAUUUUAAUUCUUAUUGUACAAUUGAGAGAAAACAUUUUUAAUAUGCAUAUAAUACAGUUUGUUUGUUUUUAAUAAA
Molecule: messenger RNA, 4398 nt
Organism: Schistosoma spindalis
Lineage: Eukaryota; Metazoa; Platyhelminthes; Trematoda; Strigeidida; Schistosomatidae
Source: the annotation of a GenBank genome assembly